Molecule: messenger RNA, 1739 nt
Organism: Exaiptasia diaphana
Lineage: Eukaryota; Metazoa; Cnidaria; Anthozoa; Actiniaria; Aiptasiidae
Exons: 2
Coding region: 162-737 (191 amino acids)
Source: RefSeq, a predicted model, not a curated record
AUGYYAAUGCACAAUGCACCAACACAAUUGGAUCAUAUACAUGUCGGUGUAACCCAGGYUCUCAAGGAGAUGGACGGACAUGCUCAAAACAGCCAUACUUCCAAGACUCACAAGGCUGGACUCUCAUAGCUCGGUUUUCAAAUAACGAUACUAAGAACUGGAUGAGAGACGAUGCUUCCUGGUGGUACAAUCUUACAACUCCACAAGGAGACGUAAAUAACACAAUUGUGAACCAAGACAUGAUCUCCGCCGCCUUCUGGUUUUUAAAGGGUAACAACAUCAAGAUCACUCGCUCUGAUGAUCCUCACCACACGGCGUUGCUGCAGACAACAUCAAACUGUUUUUCCACACAGACCUUCCGUUCAAUGAUCUCAAGCUAUGGCUAUUUUACGCAUGGCACGGAAUGGGCAAGCAAUCGGUGUCGUGGUAGCUGUCACGUGUCAUACGGGGGAAAGUAUCAGUCGACAAAUGGCUUUUCACAAAGUAAUUGCAGUAGUGACAUACAGAACAGUAGUUACAUUGGGUUCUGGUGUGAUUGGAGUGGUGGUGAUGGUGCAGUGAUGAUGAUUGGUGGAGGAGGGUCAGGGUGUGGAAGGGCCGAUCAUGGCAUCGCCGUUACAGAGGAAGAGGAGGCAGCAUUUAUGGAGGGCAGCAAUCAAGGCGAAUGUGAUUUUGGCAAUGAGGUUAUGCAUUCUGAUUGUACCACAUCUUACUCUCUUAAUUUGUGGAUUAAGUGACACCUCAGAAAAAAGCCAUAGCACAAUCAUGAACUACUUGUUUGAGAACAGUCUGUUUAUAAGAACAACAACACCUUAUUUACAUUUAAGCUAAAUAGAUACAAAAAAUAUAUAGCUGACCGCAAUUUUAGAACUUUUCUUGGCGGGUGCAAUAGAUAGAAUACUAUGUACAGAAAUAAAGAACUGGAUAUAUUUACAAGUAGUACAUGAGGAAGAAAAAAAGUACGACGAUAGACAUUCAUUGAUUCACAUAUUUACAAUUUGUAGAAAUAAAGGAGCUUGUUCAGUAUUUUGGGAUUGACUAUAGAAGAAGUGUGAUCUAUUCUUAAAAUUGUUUAAUAAUACGAUUCAGGGUUUGAAAAUGAUCCAUACAGUUCAUCAGGYAAUUCUAAAACACCAAAAAGUAGGCUUUUAUUUGAGAUCUAAAUUGAAAAUUGAAAAUCUAAAUUGUUUAUUUGCAAAGCCUGCAAACUGCUUCAUUAUACUAUACCUAAUUUAAUUAUUGUUUCAUAUUACCAGUCUUUUAUUCGAGAAUAGGAAGUCUUUUCAAGAGAAUUUUAAUGCUUACAAAUACUAAAUAAAUUCCAAACUUGUAACCUUGGAUCAGGAAAUGACUUCAAUACUACAAAAAGGUUACUAAAAAACAAUUUUCAGAAAUGUGUAUUGUUUGUUUGACGUCAUAAAAUCUAUUACAACUUAUAUUAAAAUGUGAUAUUUUUUUCUCAAAUAUCUGCUAUUCAAUAAAUCUUAGGAAUUUUUUUCCCCUAUAUUAGAAAUUAAUAUAAGCUUACAUACUGAAAACCGAUACAAAAAAGAAAUGUGAAUAAGCUAAUUUCAGUUAUCUAUUCGUGAGCUUUUCACAUAAGCCCGUGCGGGUUUCUUAAGCUCUCCUCACAUAUAUGUAUACAUGUACACUCUAAGAAAUUAAGAAAUUAACUGAUAACUGGAAAAAAUGUAAAAUACUUGUAUAUAUUAUGUAAAAUAAAAUGAUUAAUUGAUUAA